AGGAUAACAAAUAAAAUGUUUCAUUUGGUAAAACUUUAAUGAACGUGUAAAAUAAAAUGUUUUUUGGUACAGUAAUCGAUCAGUGUUUUACACCAUUUUAACCAGGUUUUGACUUCAUGCACUUCACUUCGCAAAAAAUUCACAUUCAGCAUAUGCUCACAUUCAUGGCACAAUUCAAACGGAAUCACAAAAUAAUUAUUUUCUCUCAUUCACUUGCAUUGACGCUUUUUUCUCAACCUUGAGGUCCACUUGGAUUUUUACGGAUGGGCGGGACUGAGCCAGCUACAAAUGGGUGGGUUAGCAGCAAGUGGGUGGAGCUUUAGCCGCAAGUGGGCUGUACCAGAGCCCGUCUAACGGAGAGCCUUGGCACUUCCACUCCUUAGCAACGUGUUUGUUUGUGGGUUUCCCUCGUUCAUGACAACCAGUUGAUCGAUUGCAACAUUUCAUUGUAUUACUCUCUAUAUCGAUCUAUAGUGGUGAUAUAACUUUCAAUGGAUCAAGUUGAGCUUCUGUCAGACCGAAUCGCAGCUGUUCAACUUGACAGAAAGAGAACUAGGGAACUGCAACGCCGAGAGAGGAUCUUUAAUGACAAAGUCCGCACGAUUGGACUUGACUAUGAUGCUCUCGACCAUCAAGUUAAAGAACGAAGAGAGAGAGACCAACGAGAAGCAAACGAACUUCAAGUCUAUGCUGAUGACCUGCUGUGCAGUGAUCGUGUAGCCUGUGUCCUGGAGCAGCGGCAGAAGAAAGAUGAGCGCCUGCUGAAUGAAGCCAUCGUGCAAUUUAGGGAACAAUUCCAACAAACAACCAGCAGACGUGAGUUUGAUCUGAACGAUCCAGAGCUGCUGAAGAAGCAGGAAGGUGUACGGAUUCUCCCGGGCCUGACUGGAGAAGAUCUGAGCCAGAAGGACAGGCUGAGGAAGCAGCAGGAGCAGCUCAGAGCAUGGACCCUUCAACAGCAAGAAGAACUAGAGCGAGCGAAACAACAGCUAAAACAAGAAAUGCAUCAGUACGAUCAAAGCAGACUGUCUUUGGAUAACCGAGCUCUUGAACUGCAGAAGAUGGAGGAACAAUACAGGAGAGCUGCAGCCAUCGCCACCAAAGACUUUAACCGGUCACUGGCUGCAGAAAUCACACAUCGCCGUCUACAAGAGUGUCACGAGGAAGAGGAGAACAACCAGACGGACAUCCUGAACCAGCUAAACGGGGACCUGCUGAUGGAAAACCCUGAACAGAAAGUAAGUGUGCUGGGUCUGUCCCGCUUGCGCAGGGACUGUUACAAAGGAAUGAGUCCUGAAGAGCUCCAGCAGUACACGCAGUACCAGCUGCAGCAAGCAGAAGAUAGGAAGAGGGCUGCCAUGAAGCAACGUGAGAAGGAGCUUCAGGAACAUCACGAGAACAUGACAUCAGCCCGGGCUGCACUGCUGCUGGAAAGACAGCAAGCGCGCAUUAAUAAGGAGCUGCGCAGGAGUUUGGACAACACCAACGCACAGCUGGCCCAGACCCAUGAUGCUCGGAAGGAACAUCUCCAGGAUCUGUACACCAACAUUCCCGACGAGUGCUACUUUUCCCAGUUUAACACCAGCAGUAGAUAAACAUGACGAUAAACACCAUCUUGACUCAGCAAACAGAACAAUAAACUGUAUCAUUUUACAGUCAACACCUUGGCUUUAAAGCUACACUGUGUGAUUUUUGACCCCA
Molecule: messenger RNA, 1701 nt
Organism: Pimephales promelas (fathead minnow)
Lineage: Eukaryota; Metazoa; Chordata; Actinopteri; Cypriniformes; Leuciscidae
Gene: ribc2
Product: RIB43A domain with coiled-coils 2
Source: RefSeq, a predicted model, not a curated record